GAAGGAGCAGUAGAGGAAACAACAAUCGAGCGCGUGUUAUCGAUAACCGAGCGAUAUCAUGACCGAAUACGUGACGCCGAUGAUCAGCAGCGUGCUGAAAAAGUAUCAGACGAGCGCCACGAAGAGCUUGCAGGGCCCCGCCGUGGCGCUCAUCAAGAAGGAACUGUCCAGUUCGCCGGAACCACACGAAACGCUGCAUGAACCGAGCGGCGUUGUUGUUGGUAACGCUGCCGGCGGCGAGCGUGCACAGUUAUAUGCGGCACCGCUGCCACUGCCGCCGGAACUGUCGCAGCCGAUCUUGACGCAGCCGGAUACGGACUGCGGCGAGCUGUACGAGACGCGGCUGGAGGGCAAGACCAUCGGCUGCUUCUCGCUGGGCGGCGAGAUGCGGCUGUGCCUGCCGCAAUUUCUGAACAAUGUGCUCAACGAUUUUACGCUGGAUCAGAUCAAUGGCAUUUUCGAGGAUCUGGGCAUCUCGUGCUCGCAGUGCACGCCCGAUCAGCUGGUCGAGUUCAAGGCAGCCAAAAUUCUGCCCUCCGACGUGAAGGGCAGCGGCCUAAUUACGCGCACCGACGCGGAACGCCUCUGCGCCGCCCUGCUGCAUCGCUCCGACCGGAACAGCUAUGUGCCCGUCGAGAGUCUGGGCAAGGGCGCGCUCAGCUUUCAGGUGUAUCACAAGUGCUUUGGCAAAUGCGAGGGCAUCUGCACGCCGGACAUGUACUCGUACCAGAAGCCGACAUGCAUCCAGUGCUUGGAGUGCAAUUGCUGGUUCUCGCCCCAGAAGUUCGUGGGACAUGUUCAUCGCAAGGUGGAGAAUCGCACCUGUCAUUGGGGCUUCGAUUCACGCAACUGGCACGAUUAUCUGCACGUGGCGCUCGACGUCGAGAACCGGGAGAAAUAUCAACGCAUUUUGGAUCAGCUCAAGGAGGUCGAACUGAAGGAGAUGCACAAGGCGCAGUGCGAACUGGAUCACAAGAAACGAAAGGUGAGUUCCGAUUGGCUGCUGCUCAACUGUCGAUCUGUAUAUCAAUUGCCGUUUCAUUAUUACCGUUAACAACAACAACAACAACAACAACAACAACGAUAACUGUUUUAUAUCAGCGUGAGUUGAGCUCUUAUGAUCGACUAUAAGCUGCCCUGUAAUGGACUAUUUAUGAUUCAAAAAAGAACUUUAAAGUUUUUGUAUAUAUUUUAAG
Molecule: messenger RNA, 1196 nt
Organism: Drosophila novamexicana
Lineage: Eukaryota; Metazoa; Arthropoda; Insecta; Diptera; Drosophilidae
Product: ski oncogene-like
Exons: 2
Coding region: 59-1054 (331 amino acids)
Biological process (GO): negative regulation of BMP signaling pathway
Cellular component (GO): nucleus
Molecular function (GO): DNA-binding transcription factor activity, RNA polymerase II-specific; RNA polymerase II cis-regulatory region sequence-specific DNA binding; SMAD binding
Source: RefSeq, a predicted model, not a curated record